AUGACCUUACGUAUCAGAGGAGGCAAAAACGGAAUAGAGACGCACACCUUUGCCGUUUCAACUGCCGACGAUCUAGCCACAUGGGCGCGCGCCAUCGUCGAAGGUGGUCACAGCGCGGUGACAGCGGCUCGUGAGAUUGUUGUUGCCUGCCGAUGGCGAGGUCAGGACUGCCGGUUGAUCAUGCACUACGAAACGGGCAUAAGCCUUACACUGAAGCAAUCCCGUCCUCUUCAAGCCUCCCGUACCGCCUUUACUACCGGCAGUGGUGAUGAAAUGAAGGGCCAAACGAACCAAUCAUCGGCAUUAAUCAGCAAUCAGAUGGCAAAGGAUGCUGGUUUAGACCAAGACCUAGUCGUGCUCUGGCAAUUCCCCUAUCAGCGGCUCUGCUCUACUGCAGACGACGGACAAAGCUUGCUUUGGAUAGACUUCGGGCAGGAGGGAGAACGGGUAGAUCCUUUUAAAAGGCUACUUGAUUUGUUUACUAAAUCCACAUAA
This is a messenger RNA of Protopolystoma xenopodis, 495 nucleotides long. NCBI's taxonomy places the organism in Eukaryota, Metazoa, Platyhelminthes, Monogenea, Polystomatidea, Polystomatidae. The record is from the annotation of a GenBank genome assembly.